Molecule: messenger RNA, 5847 nt
Organism: Bactrocera dorsalis (oriental fruit fly)
Lineage: Eukaryota; Metazoa; Arthropoda; Insecta; Diptera; Tephritidae
Gene: dlp
Product: glypican-6
Exons: 8
Coding region: 1737-4157 (806 amino acids)
Biological process (GO): cell migration; regulation of protein localization to membrane; regulation of signal transduction
Cellular component (GO): extracellular region; plasma membrane; cell surface
Source: RefSeq, a predicted model, not a curated record
AUAACUCUAAACUCAACAAAAUGGAUUUAAGCAGUUUUUUACUCAAACAUGUAAACUCGCAGUUUGCAGCCAGGUGAAGCAGCUCCAACAUCGAACAUGUUUGCGCACACUGUCAUAUUGUUGUUGUAACUGCUUGUAUCUGCCAGAUACGCACAAUGCCUUCGAUAACAAAGCGGAAAACAACAAAUAAAACACAAUUUCCACAUGCCUGUGAAAUGAAUAUGUGUCUUACACACAAGUGUAUGUGUGUGUGCGUGCGCCGCAGUGUGCGUGCGAGUUACAUUUGUAUCUUGUCGUUUGCAACUAAAUAACUCCGGUUUACGCUGUUUGUUUUGUUGCCUUUCUGCUGUCGCGCUGCCUGCUCCGUCAACGCUGCACUGUGCCUGCAGUUGUGUGUGUGUAUAUGUGUGUAUCUCAUAUGGUUUGCGUUUUCGGGAAAAAUGUUCCAUUGAGGUCCAGCCGGUUGUGCGCUCUUCGCUCGACGCUCAUUCGUUGUUCUCUGGUCGCGCGGUGCGGUUGUGCGAUAUCUUUUCGUAGUUAGCGGUGCGCCAACAACCAGUCUACCUGCCGAACGCAAUUUUCGUCGCUUCAAAUUCAAUUCGGUGUGAUUUUUUGUUUUCAUCAAUAUACGAAAUAGCAAUUAUACAGUGUGUGUGUUACGAAAAUAUUAAUUUAAACGGAUUUUUGAGUUAAUUGUGGCGCUGAAAUUUUAUGAAAAAAGCUGCGUACGGACGUGUGUGUGUUUUUACUGCGUUAAAGUUAGUGUUUUUCGGCAGUUUAACAAAAAAAAGCAACAAAUAGCAGAAAAAUUAAAAAUUACCUAAAGUUGUGAAACAUUGUAAUAUUGAAAAUCAAAAAUUAUAAAUUAUUUGAAGUUGUGAAGCACUGUAAUAUUGAAAAGUUAUUUUGUAACUCUUUGCAUUUAAUAUGCUUAUGCCAUAGUUUCAACUAUUUUACGCCUCAUGCCCACGAAACACAGUCAAAACUCGCUAAGUGUGCCUUUAAUAUAACAACAACUUGUCUAAAUAACCGUGCAAUCCUGCCAGCCAACAACCGUUCUACUCCUCAAAACCUCCCUCUUCUUGCUCAGCGUAUGCGCCCGGAGAAAGCACCGCCGUUUAGUCCAUGAAUCACAUGUGUCACACACAUACACAAAUCUACUGGCGACGUCGUUAACCUUGUCGCUGCCAUAGUGAACCGGCAAACAGCACAAAAAGUAGCAAAUUGCGAAAAAUAAGUAUUUUUUGUUUACGUUGCAGCACCCACCCGUCGAAAAGCCCCGCGGCGCGCGUCGUGUUGACAACGCUAACGUUAAAGCCGGCAAUUUUAGAAAUUUUUACGUGUUUUCGGUAUUUACAUAUGUAUGUAUGUGCUCGCGCGUAUUACAUAUUUGCUAAUAAUGAUGCAACACUCAUAUUGACAACAACAAAGCGGAGUGUUAAUACAAAGCAAUAACAAUUAGCGUGUACGAGUCGAGGGUGUUGUCGCUAGGCGUGUGCGUGUGUUAAAAUCAUUUGCAAACAGAGACAAGCAGACACCGAAAAAGUGUAGAUAAAAACGUGAAACAAAAAUAGAAAUACAAAAAGUAAAAAAUAGAAAAAUACAGUAGCAAAAAAAUUACACAAGUUUGCUGAUAAAAAGUGUUGAAGUCAGAGCCAAGCGUUACAACAACGAAAUAAGCGUUUAUCCAUACACACAUACAUACACUUGAUUUGAAAAAAAGUACGCGUAACAACAUGCAACGUUUCAGCAGAACUUUAAAUGCCACCGCCACACUUGGCUCGCGCAAUAAAACUAUGAUCUCCAAUGGCAGCCAACGCGCUGUGUCUGCAGUCGGCAAACGACGCUCGCCAGCCGCCUCCAAAAAAUAUUUAAAUUUAAAUUUUUACACAUUUACCUUGUUUUCAUACCUAAUUUUGUUGCUCUUUUGUGUGGGAGUUAAUGCACAUGGUUUUAUGAAUCACACCGGCAUAGAGGAGGAACCGCAUCCCGCCGCCGUGGCCACGGAAAUCGGCAGUUCGUCGGUAAUAGACCAAUUUAUGCCCAACUGCACCAAAGUGGCACCCGUCUUCAAAGCGCGCGGCAUCGAUCAAGCCGAGCUACCACUGAAGCCCAAUAAUGAAAUGGGUCUGCGCUACUGUGAAACACCCUCGGUCGGCACUUGUUGCACGUUCAAUAUGGAAACGCGUCUGGCGCUGCAAUCGCGCAUGCAGCUGGAGAAGCAGUCCAAGGAGCAGAUAACGAAAUUGUCGAAUGCUUUGGCGGCGAAAGCGCAGAAAUAUAAUUCCAUCUUCCGCAAACUCUUGGGCGAAUCGAAAGAGGAGUUCCACAAGAUGUUCACACGCACCUAUGGCGUUAUCUAUCAGCAAAAUUCCUAUGUCUUCUCCGAUUUAUUCAACGAAUUGGAAAACUAUUACACGCGUGGACGCGUCGAUCUGCUGGAAGUGAUGGACAAAUUCUUCAACACGCUCUACCAGAAAAUGUUUCAAGUGCUGAACGGACAAACGUUUGAAGAAAAAUUCCUAAAAUGCGUCAGCGAACACAUGAAAGAACUGAAACCGUUCGGCGAUGUGCCCGACAAAUUGGCUGUACAAAUCAAACGUUCCUUUGUGGCGACGCGCACCUACUGGCAGGCGCUGCACACAGCCGCCGAAGUGUCGAAGAAGAUGAUGAAUGUACGUCUAAACGCCGACUGCACGGCCGCGCUCACGAAAAUGCAACACUGCGGCGCCUGCAAGGGCUAUGCGGAAAAACCGUGCACAAAUUACUGCGUCAAUGUGAUCAAGGGUUGUCUGCACUUUGUGCACGAAUUCGACACGGAGUGGGAGAAUUUCGCCGUCGCCAUGGACAAGGUUGCCGAACGCUUGCUGGGCUCAUUCAAUAUUGUAAUGGUUGUCGAGCCGAUUAAUAUCAAAAUCUCCGAAGCGAUUAUGAAUUUUCAGGAAUCCAGUCAAUCAAUCACCUCGCGCGUUUUCGAGGGCUGCGGACGUCCUAGCAUCGGACGCACGCGCCGCGCUGUCAGUCCCAAGUUUAGCCAACCCGUCGCCAUACAACAGCCGCAAGUGCAGUCGUCAUCAAUAAUUUUGACCAGCUCCGAUUCGAAAGUCAUACGCAAACGCGCCACGCUGGACGUGCCAGCCGAGCAAAUCGAAUCGGAUAUCUUGGACAUUGAUGCGGACGUUGACGAUGCGAUUGUAUUGCGUGAACGGCGCGCCGCUGAGCCCAUCACGGACGAGCAGAGCGCGGAUGGCGAUAAGACAAAUGAUGAUGCCGGUGUUGGCGGUGGCGCAACGAGCAAUGGUGGCGGCCGUGGCGGUGGACGUGACAAGCAGCGUCGCAAGAACCACCAAAAUCGCAAAAACGACGAUGAUAAUGGACGCGAUCCGAAUCUCGAUAAGUUGGUGCGCGAGAUUAGACAGCGCGUGAAGGAGUCGAAGAAGUUCUGGUCGAAUCUGCCACAUCAGAUUUGCAGCAAUGACGAGAUCUCCACGUCCUCGGAUGUUGAUGGCAUGUGCUGGAACGGACACACGAUCGAUAGAUAUAUGCAUCCGGUGACCAGCGAACAGAGCCGCAAUCCCGAAUUCCCUGGCAAUCCGGCCACUACGAGUCAAACAUCACAAGUUGCCACACAACUUUUCUACCUGAAGAAUGUUAUCAACCAUCUACGUAAUGCGUACAAUGGGCAGGACGUGGACUGGAGUGAUCAAGACGAUGCGCUCUAUGGCAGCGGUGCUGGCUCUGGCGCCGGCAGCGAUGACGAGGAUGACGAUGAGGGCUCUGGCUUGAGCGGCGGUCCAUUUACGCCACCACAUAUGAAACCCACCGAUCGUCCGGGCUCUAUGCCAGCGAAUAAUAUUGAUGACGAGGAUGAGGAAGAUGUGGAAGAGCGUCGCAUUACGGACAGCUCGCAUACGACACGUCCCAAAUAUCCUGGCAGCGCCGGUACGGGUAUUGAUACCGUUGCUGGCGGUGAUACGAACUCCAUUGACGAGGACGAGGAUGCCGACGACGAUAAUGAUUUGAAUGAGCAGAAGAGCGGUAGUGGCAAUGCGGGCGCGAAGACGGCGCCUAAAAUGACUUUGCGGCGCGCGUUGUUAUUGUAUUUGCUGCCAUUGUAUAUGGCGUGGUUUGGUGGUGUUGUUGCCGAUAUGCUGUGAUGCGUUGUUGUUGCUAUUGCUUAAGUCGUAUUAAGGACACGGACAAACAGUGUGCGGCGUCGGAGUGCGUCGCGUCGAAUUUGUAUGAAUUAUAAUUUAUAUAUUGUGUUUUGAGUUAAGUGGCAGCACUGGCAGGUAUGUAGAAACUGUGCUGCACAGGUAGUAUGGUGUGAAAAUAGUCUACGAUGCUUUCCGGCGUAAAAAAAUUAUUUGUUUUAGAACAAAAAAAAUGUGUAGCAUGCUUACAGGCGGGAAAAGUGACUUGUUUUAGAACAAGAAAAAUUGUUUUUUUUUAUUUCCGGUGAAAAUAAGACACACUAAAAGAUCUUAUUUUUAAUUUUGCUGCAAUUGCUGCAUUUUCAAAGUUUCACUGUAACAUACUUUUAGGCGCUAUAGUAAUAACAACCUAGCUAAUGAAACAAUGACUCGAACAAAAGCCUAGCAAUGUAGUUCAAGUACUUGAAAAUGUCUCCCAACACUACAGUUGUUGGUGUUUUCCAAGUCUAGGUCUACUUUUAGGCGCAUUUCUAUAUAAACUUAUAUUGUAACAAAACUAUCCAGCAGGUUAUUAGCCAGAGGGUGGCCAUCACUUUGCGAUUUAUGUUUGCAUGUUGCAUUUCUGUACUUUCAAUGUUUCAUUGUAGCAUACUUUUAGGCGCUUUAGUAAUAUAUAUCAACCUAACUAAAUAUCAAUAAUUCGUACAAAAGCCAAGUGGUGAAGUGAAAAAUUACAAAUAUCUUCCAACACUAUAGCUGUUUGUCCUGAAUUUUUUUUAACUUUUCCCAGCCAAGGUCUGCUUUUAGGCGCAUUUUCAUGUAAAUGUGUAUAAUACCGAAACUCAGCAAGUUAUUAGUCUGAGUAUGCCCCUAAAUUUCCGCCUUCUGUUUUUCAUGCUGCAUUUUUUGCAUUUCCAAUGUUUUACAGUAGCAUACUUUUAGGCACUUUAGUAAUAUUCACCUAACUAAAUAUCAGUAACUCGGAAAAAUCAUAGCAUUGAAGUUCAAAAAUUUACAAACAUCUUCCAAAACUACAGCAGUUAGUGCAUGCCAAGUGAAAGUCUACUUUUAGGCGCAUUUCUAUGUAAACUUGUAUUAUAACUACUUAUUUACAACAAAAAUUACAAGAACAAACAUGUUUAGCAUAAGUAUGGCAGAAAAUUAUGAAUUGAACUUGAAGCGAAGCAAAUCAUUUAUAUACGUAAAACAAGAAAACAGUUAUAAAAAGUUCAAUAGCCGUUAAGCAUAAAAUUAUAUAAUGAAUUAAUUUAAAUUAAUACUUAUGUACCAGCAAUUAUGCUUAAAAAUACAUACAAAAUGGCGAUAUGUGUAAGAGUGAGUGUAUGUGAGGGUGAUUCAUGUUUAACUAAUGUGUGUAUGUGUGUGCGUUUGUUUGCGUGUGCCACUUUGUGUAUGUGUGUGAGUGAAGGAAACAUAAUUUUAUGGCAGCUUUGAUUUUUUUUCUUUCGUAUAAAAUUUUUGUUGUAAACGCAUGUCCGUUAAGUGCAUAUUUCUGUAUUAUAUUUCAACUACUAUUAACUGCGAAAAAAAAUUGUGUGACAUGUGUGUGUUGAAAAGUGUAGUAGCAUUUUAGGCGCUCUAAUGAAGUAUUUACCUUAUAAGCUUAUAAUAAUUUAUAUAUGUAAACAUUUUCUAAUAAAAACAAAACUGAUAUACUUAUGUAUUAAAAUAA